CAUAUAUUCCAAGAAUCCCACCACCAACGCCACUAUAAACACCUCACUACUAUAAAACUCAUAACCGACAGAGACUACUCCAGUACAGAGUUGUAUGAUAUCUUCAUCGUUCUAGACGCACAACCCAGUUCAGAGUUGGUUACUUUUCCGAUCAUGAACUCCUACAGAAUGAGGAAGAGCAGAGGUUUCAGGCUAAGAAUACGCAAGCUGGCUAAGAUCUUCAAAUGGAUAGUCCGACCCAGAAGGGAGGCUGCCCGGCACCAUAGGCUGGAACCAGCUACGGUGAGAAAGUACAACCCCAUUUCCAAGUUCUUCACCUUGGCAAGGUCUCUUCGUCGUGGAGCCAAGCAGCUGUCUUUUCCUCACUCGGGUUACAUGCGGGUCGGACAGGCUCCGGAGGAAGCCAAACCGGUGGUUGUUCCGAAGGGUCAUAUGGCGGUGUACGUAGGGGAGUCCGACGACGAUACGCAGAGGUACUUGGUGCCUGUUAUAUACUUCAAUCACCCGCUUUUUGGUGAGUUGUUGAAGGAGGCUGAGAAGGUUUACGGGUUCAACCAUCCGGGUCGGAUCGUUAUACCAUGUGAGGCUUCGGAAUUUGAGAAGGUGCAGAUGAGAAUUGCUGCAGCGGACUAUUGUCAACGGCGGAGGAGGAAUGGUAGCCGUCGCUUUUAGUGUAAGUUGAACCGGGGUGAUGAUCAUUUUGCGUAAAAUCGCCAUAAUGGUCCAAAUUCAUGAAAGUGAUUUUGAUAUUUUUUUUUGUCUUAAGAUAUAGUAAUAGAGGGGUAAUUUAUUACAUAUUGUGAAUUGAUAUAAAGAUCAACAUUAUCUUCCU
This is a messenger RNA of Argentina anserina (silverweed cinquefoil), 832 nucleotides long. Its product is annotated as auxin-responsive protein SAUR36-like. The record is from RefSeq and is a predicted model, not a curated record. Lineage: Eukaryota; Viridiplantae; Streptophyta; Magnoliopsida; Rosales; Rosaceae. The coding region runs from base 154 to 672 and encodes 172 amino acids. Gene Ontology annotation, biological process: response to auxin. The transcript has a single exon.